AAUAGGAAAAAUAUUUGUAAAGUCGUUACAUGAAUUGGUUACGAAGAAGGAAGGAAAAACAUGGCGAUUCUCCACUCUUGCUGUUGCUGGAAGUCCGUCAGGAGGGGAAGUUUUGCUAGUGGAAUAUUCACUCUAGGAUUCUACACAGUCGUCUUAACAGCUGGAGCCUUUCACAUCAAUACAGUUCUUCACUCUCCAGUUCUGUUUGUCUUCAGUUUGUUCAUGUUGAUCAUUUCUGGAUUCUGUGUUAUUUCAUCGGUUUUGCUUUUGGUUGGAUUAUGCGCGGACAAUCGCCUAAUGUUAUUGCCUUGGAUCGUAUCUAUUUCUAUGACGACUGUCUUGGAUCUCGUCUUAUCUUUUUACUUAAUUAGCGAAUCGCAAAUUGAUCCACUUCUGAUGUUCCUAUUCGCUCUCGACUUUUUAAUCUGUUGUUUAAAUAUAUACUGUUUGUUGUGCGUUGUCUCGCAAUACCAAGAGUAUCUUGCUGGUAGAGGAAGAGGUGGUUUAGCGGCUAAUAUACAGCCAAUACCGAUCGUUAGAUUUCAACACAGUUCGGAAAAGGAACAGCAACUAUCGAUAAAAUUCGAUAAGCAAAUCCAUUCGGUUGAUCAUCUGGCGGCUCCUACUUUCAGCAUUUCAUCUAAGUCAACAGAACUGAGUUCCCUAUCUUUUGAUCCAAACGAAAUAGAAAGAAGCGAAUACGAAGUAUCAAGACUCAGUCCUAACCAUUUACAAAGUGAAAACGAAAAUCAGCAAACAAUUACGAGCAGGAAUAGUUUACUUUUGUGCCCUGGCUAUCCAUGAAAAUAGCCUUUUUAAAACCCUAAAAUAUUCGUAUUUGUUUUAAAACAGUUAAAGAAUCGAGCUUGUUAAUAAAGAAAAAAAAAUCAUAUUUGAUCGAGACCAAGAUGCAUAAGCUUUAUAAAUUCAUCAAAUUGUUUAUCC
This is a messenger RNA of Centruroides sculpturatus (bark scorpion), 945 nucleotides long. RefSeq lists its product as uncharacterized. The coding region runs from base 61 to 804 and encodes 247 amino acids. The record is from RefSeq and is a predicted model, not a curated record. The transcript has 8 exons. NCBI's taxonomy places the organism in Eukaryota, Metazoa, Arthropoda, Arachnida, Scorpiones, Buthidae.